This is a messenger RNA of Triticum turgidum subsp. durum (durum wheat), 489 nucleotides long. The record is from the annotation of a GenBank genome assembly. NCBI's taxonomy places the organism in Eukaryota, Viridiplantae, Streptophyta, Magnoliopsida, Poales, Poaceae.
AUGUCCUCCUCCAACGACGCCCCCGUCAGCCCUCGCUCCCAGCUCGUGCUGAGCUGCUUCGAGGAGCUCCUCGACUUCGCGGUGGCGGACGUGGCGUCGGAGUGCCACCGCAUCGCGCGCCUAGGCCUCGACCGCAGCGUCGACGCCGAGGAGGAGGAGCUCCGCCUCUGGGCCGCGCGCGUCGCCGGCGACCACCCCGGCGCCGAGGACGGGGCCACCCGCGGGGCCGGGGGAGGAGGGGGGAACAAGGGCGCGCCCGACGUCUUCGGGCAGACGCACCCCGCCAUCGCCGCCGACGUCGUCGACUGCAUGAACUGCGGCCGCCCCGUCGUCGCGGGCCGCUUCGCCCCGCACCUCGAGAAGUGCAUGGGCAAGGGCCGCAAAGCUCGCGCAAAGACCACGAGGAGCAGCACAGCUGGACGGAACAGAAACAGCAACGAUGUUCCUUAUGCCUUGUACAAUGCAAGAUGCUCACGGAAGAUGCUUUAA